Molecule: messenger RNA, 588 nt
Organism: Fusarium keratoplasticum
Lineage: Eukaryota; Fungi; Ascomycota; Sordariomycetes; Hypocreales; Nectriaceae
Product: F-box domain-containing protein
Exons: 1
Coding region: 1-588 (195 amino acids)
Source: RefSeq, a predicted model, not a curated record
AUGUGUUUCCGCAGGCACAGCGAGGUCCUCAUCACGCGUAUACUCUCAAAGAGCUGUGGUGGCGUAUGGAACAGCCCCAAUCCAUACGCAGAUAUCUGCCAGAUCACCGCAGAUCUGGAAUUUGCAGUGCAUCGUCAAUUCUUGCUACAAUCACACGUCGAAGACGCCUUCGCGGUUGCCUGGCGUCUCUUUACCGCGAUGGAACUGGAAGAAAUCCUCUACCCGAUUGCUCGGGAGCUUGCCUGGGGCUACCACCUCGACGGCCGGACCCAGGACGCCAUCAGGUUCCUGAAGGCAAUUCAUCACCACCAGAAACCGUAUAUGCUCCCCUCUUACCGGAGCAUCUCGCCCGCUUUGCUGCCUGUGGCAAGUUUGCUGCAUUACUUCCUUGGUGAUGCCAACGACACGGCACAAUGCGAAUUAGUUGCCAAAGAGAUCAAACAUCUUGCCGAGCUCAAGAACCGCUACACUACAUUCCUCUGGCUUACCAACCUCACAUCUGAGCAGAGCAGGAACUGUGUGUUCACGCUUUUCUUCCCGCCACAGCCGCCUUUUGUUUUGCAUUCAGAGCCUCUGAUGCACGUUUAG